Molecule: messenger RNA, 1209 nt
Organism: Fulmarus glacialis (Northern fulmar)
Lineage: Eukaryota; Metazoa; Chordata; Aves; Procellariiformes; Procellariidae
Product: zinc finger CCCH domain-containing protein 7B
Exons: 9
Biological process (GO): miRNA processing
Molecular function (GO): miRNA binding; metal ion binding
Source: RefSeq, a predicted model, not a curated record
AUUUGCUUUGACAGCAAACCCCGGAUUAUCAGCAAAGGGACCAAGGACACACCAUCUGUCUGCUCCAACCUUUCUGCCAAACACAGUUUCCAUGACAACAAGUGUCUGGUCCACAUCGUGCGUUCCACCUCCCUGAAAUACUCCAAGAUCCGCCAGUUCCAGGAGCACUUCCAGUUCGACGUGUGUCGACAUGAGGUGCGUUAUGGCUGCCUGCGUGAGGACAGCUGCCACUUCGCUCAUAGUUUCAUCGAGCUCAAGGUCUGGCUGCUGCAGCAAUAUUCAGGAAUGACCCAUGAAGAUAUUGUGCAGGAAUCGAAGAAGUACUGGCAGCAGUUGGAGGCACAUGCCAGCAAACCAGCCAACAGCAUGGCUUCUCCCCGGGCUCCCACAUCAAGCACCUUUGACCUCCAGAUGAAAUUUGUGUGUGGCCAGUGCUGGAGGAAUGGGCAGCUGGUGGAGCCAGAUAAAGACCUCAAGUACUGUAGUGCCAAAGCCCGCCACUGUUGGACGAAGGAACGUCGUGUCCUGCUGGUGAUGUCCAAAGCAAAGAAGAAGUGGGUGUCUGUCCGACCACUGCCUUCCAUCCGCAACUUCCCACAGCAAUAUGAUUUGUGUAUCCAUGCACAAAAUGGCAGGAAAUGCCAGUAUGUGGGCAACUGCUCCUUCGCCCACAGCCCUGAGGAGAGAGACAUGUGGACCUUCAUGAAGGAAAAUAAAAUACUAGAUAUGCAGCAGACCUAUGACAUGUGGCUAAAGAAACACAAUCCUGGGAAGCCUGGAGAGGGGACACCACUCACCUCGCGAGAAGGGGAGAAACAGAUCCAGAUGCCCACCGACUACGCUGACAUCAUGAUGGGCUACCACUGCUGGCUCUGCGGGAAGAACAGCAACAGCAAGAAGCAAUGGCAGCAGCACAUCCAGUCGGAGAAGCACAAGGAGAAGGUCUUCACCUCGGACAGUGACUCCAGCUGCUGGAGCUACCGCUUCCCCAUGGGCGAGUUCCGGCUCUGUGAAAGGUUCCAGAAGAGCAAGGCCUGCCCCGAAGGAGAGGAGUGUCGCUAUGCCCACGGCCAGGACGAGCUGACGGAGUGGCUAGACCGGAGGGAGGUGCUGAAACAGAAACUGGCCAAAGCCCGCAAGGACAUGCUGCUCUGCCCCAGGGAUGACGACUUUGGGAAAUACAACUUCCUAUUGCGGGAUGGCGUAUAG